AUGAGCUGUGACAACAACGACGACGACGAGGGCCUGGAGCUUCUCCAGCGCGCCCGCCUGCUUGUUCAAGCAGCGACCAACUUACCCGACUUCAGCACCCUCUUCAAAAAGCAGCCCGCCAGCCCCCACGACGACAACCCGUCCGCCGCCGCCACCGCGUUGCCGUCGAAAACGACGCAAGCACCGUCCACCACGAUCGACAACAUGCCAAUCCACACACACAACACGUAUGGCGCCGAAUCAACGCCACUUGGCGCUGAUCUCGUCAUGCGUACCCGACGGGGGCUGGCGCCGAAACGACCGCCUUUCAAACCGUCUGCAACACAACAAAACCAGGAAGAGUCGACGCCGCACGAGCCGUGCAAGCAAGCAACGCAGGCGUCACCGUCCAACGCGAGCGGGCCGAAGAAGGCCAAGAAAGCAAAGCCAAAGACCGACGCAUCGAACGACGGGAGCGACGUGGACGACGCCGACCGGCGCGCAGCCCAAGCUCUUGCGCAAAAGUACGCACAAGAGCGAGCGGCCGCACGCGUCGCGGCCAAACUCCGCGAACAGAUGGCCGCGGCCGAGAAGGAAGCGCAGUCGCAAGCCGCGUGCGUCCACGAGUUUUACGAAACGUUGGAGGAAAAGGAGCACCGCCUGAAAAUCGAUCGGAGUCGAGCCAAAGACCGCAUUGUCAAGGCGAAGCAAGCCAAAGAAGAGCUCGACGCAAAGCACGCGGACGGAGCGGAGCCUGCGCACGCAGGUCCCGAGCAGCUUGAGAAAUUUCAAAAACAGACCAAAGAACGUUUGCUCAAGGCGAAAGAAGCGAAGCGGCAGGCUGAGCUCCUGCGACAAGCGCAAGAGCGACAACAAGAAGAAAUGAAGGCCAAGCACUUGGCGGACGAAGCGGCGUCGGCCGACGACGCCAAACGCCGCGCAGACCAAGUGCGACGCGAAACAAAGCGGCGAUUGAAGGCAAUACAGGCUCACAAGGACAAACUUGAACGAAUGGAACUCGAGCUGCGGCAGCAAGGCCUGGACAAGUACAAACACCACAAAGACGAGAUGGAGUGGGUCGCCAAAGGCGGCGCGCCCUUCGCGUCGCCGUCGGUAUCAAAGCACGCGAGUAAAACAAACCAGUCGCCCGCCGCCCUUGUGCACACGCCCGACAGCUCCGUGAAUACAGGAGAUUCGCCUGCACACGUUGACGACGCUCCUGCAACGUUGAGGCGGCCGUCGGAGAAUGACACAACUAUAGAGCUCUCCCACGGCGAGCUUGAAGAAGAGAUUGCAAGAAAAGGAGUCGAGAACACCAUUGUCAUCGUCGCAGCGGACGACAACGACGGUGUUGGUCGACAGGGCAAGGUUGACUUGCCGCCGUUAGUCGUCCAAUUCGCUGAACCCGCAGCCGAUCCGUUGAAGCGAGUCGUGAAGAAGAAGGCGCUGUGGAAGCGUCCUCCCGUGCCGAUUCCCACCGUCGACGAGAUCGCACACCGGUCCAAGCACGCGAUGCCCGCCGUGGCGCCAGCCAUUCCCUCCCGGCACGUCUCGUACACAGACCGGAUGAAAAGUCGGUCUGCCCCGAGCAGUUUGAAUUCCCAGGCCGAGCGACUCGUCAGCGCCACGCGCGAGCGCGCCAAGCAGAUGGACAAGGCGUCGUCCGCACACGGUUGA
Aphanomyces invadans is the source of this 1656-nucleotide messenger RNA. RefSeq lists its product as hypothetical. NCBI's taxonomy places the organism in Eukaryota, Oomycota, Saprolegniomycetes, Saprolegniales, Verrucalvaceae. The record is from RefSeq and is a predicted model, not a curated record. The coding region runs from base 1 to 1656 and encodes 551 amino acids. The transcript has 7 exons.